Molecule: messenger RNA, 6612 nt
Organism: Colias croceus (clouded yellow)
Lineage: Eukaryota; Metazoa; Arthropoda; Insecta; Lepidoptera; Pieridae
Gene: gpp
Product: histone-lysine N-methyltransferase, H3 lysine-79 specific
Exons: 17
Coding region: 132-4145 (1337 amino acids)
Biological process (GO): regulation of transcription regulatory region DNA binding; DNA repair; DNA damage checkpoint signaling
Cellular component (GO): nucleus
Molecular function (GO): histone H3K79 methyltransferase activity
Source: RefSeq, a predicted model, not a curated record
AUGGCGCCUAGCCUAGUUAAGAAUGUGUGUGUGUGAAAGUGCAGUGAAAUUAUGUUAAUACCAAUUGUUUUUAGUGUUAAAUUUAGUGUAUAAGUGAAAAAAGUGUGCUUUAAUGCAGCGGUUAUCUUAUAAUGGCUUUGGAUUUACGCUUGCAUUCUCCUGCAGGCGCGGAACCCGUUGUUUAUACAUGGCCUCUUACAUCGGGUCAUGGCUCGGAAAAACACGAUGGGGCCCUGGAGAUAGUAGAAACUAUAAGGUGGGUAUGCGACGACCUACCGGAAAUGAAGGGUGCCUUGGAGAAGAACAUCCUAAGCGACUACGACACCCACUCAUACGAAAGUAUGCGAGCUCUUUGCGACCGCUUCAACCGCGCCAUAGACUCAGUAGUUGCUUUGGAAAAAGGUACAUCACUGCCAGCUCAACGCCUAAACAAGUACCCGUCCAGAGGUUUGCUGAAGCACAUUCUACAGCAAACUUAUAACCAAGCCGUUGCCGACCCAGAAAAAUUGAACAAUUACGAGCCUUUUUCACCUGAGGUAUACGGCGAAACUUCUUAUGAGCUAGUUUGUCAAAUGAUAGAUCAAAUAGAUAUAACUGCCGAAGAUGUGUUCGUGGAUUUGGGAUCAGGCGUUGGCCAAGUUGUGCUACAAAUGGCGGCCGCGACACCUUGUCGCAUCUGUUUUGGUGUCGAGAAAGCGGAAGUGCCUAGUAAAUAUGCAGAAAACAUGGAUCUAAAUUUUAGGAUGUGGAUGAAAUGGUAUGGCAAAAAAUACGGAGAAUAUAAAUUGAUAAAAGGAGACUUUUUGAUGGAUGAACAUAGAGAAAAGAUAAAUUCCGCUACAAUUGUUUUUGUGAACAAUUUUGCGUUUGGGCCCCACGUCGAUCACCAACUGAAAGAAAGAUUUGCAGAUUUAAAAGAUGGCGCGAAAAUCGUAUCAUCAAAGAGCUUUUGUCCACUUAACUUUAGGAUAACUGACAGAAACUUAAGCGACAUUGGGACCAUAAUGCAUGUUAGUGAAAUGUCACCGCUGAAAGGUUCCGUGUCUUGGACAGGAAAGCCAGUAUCUUACUAUUUACACAUAAUAGAUAGGACCAAAUUAGAGAGAUACUUUCAAAGACUGAAAAAUCCGAAACUCAAGGUCAGCAAAAGGGGAAUCCAAAACGGAUGUGAUGAGGGAGAAGGAUCUAGCAAAAGGAAUGUAAGCGCGCCACCAACGAGGCAACCUACACCCGAUUUGCUCAAUGGAAAUAGUAAUCAUAGCACCGGCUCACUGCCAGAAAGGAGAAGGAAGGUUGCGAGACCGAGACCUAUUAGGGGUGAGAACGGUAGAACGCGUGCGCGCGCCACAGUGGCGAAGCGUCGCGUGGCGCGGCGCUCGAGCGACGAGAGCGACGAGGAGUCGAGCGGCACGGACGACGCGCCGCCCGGCCCCGAGCCCGCGCCGCGCGAGUGGGGCGCGCCAUGGGCAUCCUCGUCAGACUCCAAUCGUCGCGGACGCAGCACGAAGCGCAGCGCGAGCGCGGGCGGUGCGCGGCGGCGGGCGGCGCGGGCGAAGCGGCGCCGCGCCGCGCGACCCAACAUCGCCGGCCUCGACCUGCUGCACUCCACCACGCUCGCCUCCACUAUACACAAUGGCGCUGUGACGGCGCCGCCGCCCGGGUGCGUGGAGCAGCGGCUGUCGGCGCUGGGCGUGCAGCUGCAGUCGCCGGAGCGGCUGCACUCGGAGCUGGAGAUCCCGCGCUCGCCGCACACGCCCUACAGCCUGCAGCUGCUGCUCGACAUGUUCCGCGACCAGUACCUCGCCUUCAUCGCGCGCAUGAACUCGCCCGAGUACGCGCUCGAGAUACGCAACCAGAUCGAUAAGGAGAAGGAAAGAAACCAAAAAUUAAAAUCAAGAGCCUCUCAGUUGGAUAAACAAAUAAGUGUUCUUAUUAGCGACAGUGUGGCAUUAUUGAAAGCGCGCAUGAGUGAAUUGGGUAUUCACGCUAAUAAUACGGUUGAUCUUUUGGCGAAGGCAAAGGAAAUUGUGGGAAGGCAUAAAGAGCUUCAAAGUAAAGCCAGCAAACUGCAGGCUCAGGUAAAUAAUAUAGAAGUAGAACAAGCUAUGCUUGUAAAGCAAAGAACAUUUGAGAUAACUGAAAAGUAUAGACAGCUAGGGCACAUACCGCCCGACGUUGAGAUCACGCAGAGUAUAGCGCACGAUUGCAUAUUGAAAGAAAUAUCGGCCACAUUAGCACAUAGGAAACGGUUACACGCACAAGUUGGUCACUUGCAAAAUGAAAUCAUUCAAAUGGAGAAGGCAAGUGAACAACAAAAAGCACCGACGCCGACAGUGCCUGUAGCGACUGUUAAACCGCACACAGUGAACUCGAAACCGAGAAAAUCUCGAGACCAUCGGUCCAGAUCCCAGGAUUGGCCAGAUGUGCCAGAUGUUGGCAAAAUUGAGGAACAGAACCCUGAGAUCUUGGCCCAGAAAAUACUAGAAACGGGGCGACAAAUAGAAGCUGGAAAAAUAACCAAACCAAAUGUUAUUGUGAAUGGAUAUAUAAAAGACCCAGAUCGACAUGCUGAUCACAGGCAACAAAAGGCAGCUCUUCCGAUACAUCGUUCACAAAUACCGCCGCAGCGAAGCGGUCAAGUGACGCCGCUGUCGCGUCAUUCGCCCGUCAAGUCACAGAAGCCGCUCAACGUGGUCACUAAAGUGCAGGAAUCACCUAAAGUGAUCAAUUUUGAAGAUCGUUUGAAGAGCAUAAUAACUUCAGUGUUGAAUGAAGAUCAAGAACAACGCAAAGCUUCUCGACUUGAGCCAAGACAACCAGUACCAAAUCACGCUUACAACAACGGGUACGUGCGGCCGAACGGUCCGCAUCCAGCUUACGCAGCGCGGCCGGCAUCUUCGGGGAAUGCGUCGCAAGCGUACGCUAGACCAAUGCGGGAUAUGCGCGAUCCAAGAGAAGUGCGUGAUCCUAGAGACGUGCGCGAUCCUAGAGACUUACGCGAUCCCAGAGACGUACGCGAUCCCAGAGACGUACGCGAUCCCAGAGACGUGCGUGACCCGCGGGACAUGCGCGAUCCCAGAGACGUGCGUGACUCGCGAGAAAUGCGGGACUCUCGGGACAUGCGUGACUCGAGAGAUAAGCGGGAUCAAAGAGAUAUGCGUGACGGCCGGGACACGCGCGACCCCAGAGAUGUGCGGGAGCGGGACAGUCGCGACGUGCGGGACGUGCGCCGCGAGCGGUACGGGCACGAGCGGCGGGAGCCACGCCCCUCGCACGCGCACCACGAGCCGCGCCCGCCCGACAUACGCAACCACCACCCCUCGCAACCAGAUUAUACACAGGUGUCACCAGCGAAGCUAGCGCUACGUCGGCAUUUGUCGCAGGAACGCCUGUCGGGCGGCGCGCGCACCAUCGGCGACCUGGUGAACGGCGAGAUCGAGCGCACGCUGGAGAUCAGCAACCAGAGCAUCAUCAACGCGGCCGUGCACAUGAGCGCGCGCUACCACGAGCCGCCCGCCGCCGCGCACCAGCCGCUCGAAGGGUUGGCAGCGUGUCUGCAAGCGCGCGUGCUGGCGUCAGAGUACUGGCGCGGGCGCGGCGGCGAGCAGAGCGCGGGAGGCGCGGGGCCGGGCGCGGGGAGCGGGGCUGGCGCGGGCGCGGGCGGGGGCGGGGGCGCGGGGGACGGGGACGAGCCGCGCCGCCGCACGCCGCCGCCCGACCCGCACUCCAACGCCUCCACACCGCUAGUCGACGAGCUGCCCGACCGUCCACCCGAAGGUGAGGGUGGUGAAGAAGUCGAGGAGAGCAAGUGGCAAGACCGGAUCGCAUUCCGGUUCGAUCAAAUAAUCUCGUUCGCGUCCACGGCAAUAGAGGACAAGCGACGGCGCUCGGACGAGGCGUGCAACACGUCGCCGGACUCGGGCAUCGGGGAGGCGGGCCGCGCGGCGGCGGCGGCGGCGCCCGCGCCCCCCGCGCCCUCCCCGUCGGCGCCCUCGCCGCCCGCGCCCUCGCCGCCGGCGCCCUCGCCGCCCGCGCCGUCGCCCCCGACGCACCACUUCAAGAAGCGCUUCUUCCGGCGCGAGCGCUGGAACACGUGGGCCAGCACGCCGCCGCCCGCCGUGGAGUGGGAGCGGCCGCCCAUGUGACGCUCGAGCACGUAGCGCCGCCGCGUCCGAGAUACACACUGCCCGCUUGGGAGCACGCGUCUCGCCUCCGCGAUCGAUACGCUUCCCGCAUAUUGACUAUCGAUUUUAUUUGUUAUUUUUUUUUCGAAUAUAUAAUGUAAUUAUGUAUAUUAUUGAGUUUAUUUUACGUUUAAGAAAUGUAAUUAUUUAAUGUUAGUUUCUAUGUCGUUUUCCGGAACGCAGCGAACGAUCGCGCCGCGGCGAAAUGUAUUUCAUGUGUUCAUUUAGCUCUUAGAAUUCGAAAUACACGAUUCGGUGAUUGUGCAACGGUUCGUUUUUACUCCGGUUUAGAUGGAUGUUUGUUGUUUUGUGUUUCGUUUUUGAUGUUAUGGUGAGCUCUGUCUGAAUAAUGUGAAUCAUUUCUUUGAGUAUGUCUUUAAUAAAUUAGAUAAUUGUAUCGUUAAUGAACUUGUAAAUACAACAGAUGAAUGUAAUGAUAGUAUGGAUAGAAGGUUAGAUUAAUUCGAUUAUAAUUAUUAUAAAAUAUGCUUUAAAGAAGCUCCAUAUACUGCCGUUUACAUAGCCGCUGCCUUAUGGUACAUACUUGACUUGAAUCUACAAUAGUCAUUCAAUGUAACAAUGGUCUAGAAUACAUUAUGAUAAUCAUGUUGAACACGGCUUAGUCUUAAUGUAGUCAAGUGAACCAUAAUAAUGUUCAAUAAAAUGUGAUAUUAUAUCAAUUUUUACUAAAAAGAUCAAAAAAUCUUUAUUUUCAUAUCCAACGAAAUGAGGUAAACUAUAUGCCGGCUUGUAAAGUAACAAUAGAAGCUAUGGUAUUUAUACAGCUGAAAGUUUGCAUUCUUAUACAAUUAAAAAAUAUGUUCAAACUGAUGAAAUAUUAAUAACAUUUCACCAUUUUCAUAAAGGAGACAGAAAUACUGUAUAAUAGUGUAUGAAAUGUCUUAAACUGUGCAAGCUUGAAUAAAUGUAAAUAAUAUUUAAAUUUUUAUAUUGGAAAUUUUAUUUGACUGAUUUUACUAUGUUUGACGGGCGCAAUGUCUUGGUGGUGCCAAAAAAUUGAACAAGUUGUAAAUAGACACAUGAUUGUAACUUAAAAUUUAGGUAAAUGCACUUAGGUAAGAAGUUAUAUUUCAAAAUGCAGGUGAACAAUCAUGAUAUAAUUUUUUACUGAAUAAUAGCAGUUAUUGGCAAGAUGUUCAAAAAUAGCCUUAUAAAUAGUUCCUUUCAGUCGAAUACAAGGGACACUAAAUUUUUUUACAUAUUCAAUUGUAAAUAGAUAUGCAUUUUAUAUUUAAGUGAAAUGCAUUAUUAGUCAAUAAUUCGUAGUUCUCGCUAGGAACAGGGUCAAUAUAGAAUGAAAUGUUAAUUCCCACAUUUGUAUAAUACAAAUAUCACGUCGAGUUCCAUAAUAAGUAUAAAUUGCAUAACAAUUAACCUGGAAUGUAAUAUUAAAUACUGUCGCUCACGAAAAAAUAUCCGCCUUUUAGACGUAAGGCUUACAUUUUAUAAGGUCUGAAUGGAUUUCAUAGAACUUUUUUUGGGAUUAUUAAGUAAAAAAAAUCAUGAAGUGCUAUUUUAUAUCAUUUUAAGUUACCGGUUAACCUUUCCAAAAUUAUGUAACAAAAAUCACGACAUUUAUUAUGCUUCAAAUAUAUACUUAGAAUUUUUGUCAACAACUCCUUAGUAACUCUAAUCUGUUUCUUGAAAAUUGAUUUUUCUCCUCUUCAAUUUCCACAUAGGACCAUCUUAAGAGGAAUGAGCAUUUUAAGCCCAUUUAUUUUUUAUUAUUAAUAAAGAACAUAGAAUAUCGCUAGCAAACUGGGCAAUAAGCAGAAUCCAUUACAUAAUAAAAUGCUCAUAGCCUCACAAUAAAAAAAUCAUGUCAUGUCAACAUUAGUAUUAAAAUGUACUCGAAUCAAGGUGAAAUUUGAGAUCAUUGUUAAAAGAAAGAGAUAUAUAUUGAUAAAUGCUUACAAUACAUAAAUGACAAUAUCAGACAAUGUGCUUAGAUACUGAAUUUGAAAUGAACAAAUAUAAAACCAAUUUUUGUCAAAAGUAUCACGUCGUUUGUGUAUUUUAAACAUUGGAGUGCACUGGCUUGAUUGUGCCUGAUACUCACCAAUGCCGCUCCAAACCUCAAAAUUAUGUAUUGGUAUAAGACGUAUGUAAGUUGAAUUAAUAAUUGGUUCGGAAUUACCAUAAGUAAGGUAGUAUUAUAUAUUGGCAUACGAUGUAGCUUGACCAGAUCUCGAAGAGUGAUUGCAUUAUUCAGUUUUGACUAACUUUUAUUUUUAUUUGGGGAAAAUGAGCUAAUCAGUGUGACGUUAGUGUCUAAAAUAGUACAAAUGAGAAGACUUAUUGUCGUAAGCCUCGGACUAUUCAUCAAUUGCAAAUGCUAGGUUUGAGAUGUAUCCCUGUGUACUAGUUUUAUUUUGUACUAAAAGUUAAAAUAAAUGAGUAAUAAUAA